Messenger RNA from Cryptomeria japonica (Japanese cedar), 1232 nucleotides. RefSeq names its product probable tRNA N6-adenosine threonylcarbamoyltransferase, mitochondrial. The transcript has 11 exons. Gene Ontology annotation, biological process: tRNA threonylcarbamoyladenosine modification. The record is from RefSeq and is a predicted model, not a curated record. Gene Ontology annotation, cellular component: mitochondrion. Bases 75 to 1217 code for a protein of 380 amino acids. Lineage: Eukaryota; Viridiplantae; Streptophyta; Pinopsida; Cupressales; Cupressaceae.
CAAUGAUUUUAUGCCUUCGACAUAAUAAUCCACAUGAACACUGAAAAAUUCUUUCGAGAUAGUAGCACAGAAGAAUGCUUGCGCUGGCUAAGGUUGCCUCACCAUUUUUGUCAAGCAGGAUAAGCUUCACACUCAAAAGCAAGAGCAAACAAAGAGCUACCGGCUACACACAUGCUCAUUCCUCCAAUGGGAAGUACAUGAGAAGGGCACAGGUGAAUGACCUGGUGUUACUGGGAAUCGAAACAAGCUGUGACGAUACAGGGGCUGCUGUGGUUACUAGUGAUGGUAAAAUUCUCAGCCAAGUCAUAUCUUCACAAGCAGAUUUGUUGGUUCAAUAUGGAGGAGUAGUACCUAAAAUGGCAGAAGAGGCACAUGCACAAGUGAUUGACAGGGUGGUUGAACAAGCAAUUCAGAAUGCCAAAUUGAAACCAUCAGAUUUGACAGCAGUUGCAGUGACCAUUGGCCCUGGUUUAAGCCUUUGCUUACGUAUUGGUGUGAGAAAAGCAAGAACCAUUGCUGGUAAAUAUAGUUUGCCAAUGGUUGGUGUCCAUCAUAUGGAAGCACAUGCUCUUGUUGCUAGGUUGACAGAAAAGGAGCUAGACUUUCCAUUCUUGACUCUUUUAGUUUCUGGUGGUCACAAUCUUCUUAUCCUAGCACAAAAUGUUGGUCAAUAUAUACAACUAGGUACAACCAUAGAUGAUGCAAUUGGAGAAGCAUACGACAAAAUAGCAAAAUGGCUGGGGCUUGACAUGAGGAAAGGUGGUGGACCAGCACUAGAAGAGCUUGCUCAGGAAGGCGAUCAAGAUUCUAUUAUGCUUUCAGUGCCCAUGCAAAAAUACAAGGAUUGCAAUUUCUCAUAUGCUGGCUUGAAAACUCAAGUACGAAGGGUAAUCGAGUUCAAUAACAUCAAUGCAAUCAGUGUUCCUAUUAUUUCUGCAAGCUGUGAGGACCGAAAACUACGGGCAAAUAUUGCUGCUUCUUUCCAGAGAGUUGCUGUUUUACACUUGGAGCACAAAUGCGAGCGAGCAGUUGAAUGGGCCCAGAAGAUGGAACCAUCUAUUAAAACUUUGGUUUUAUCAGGAGGUGUUGCUUCAAAUAAAUAUGUACGAAUGCAGCUCGAUAAGAUUGCAAAGAAGCAUAACUUGAAGCUUGUUUGCCCACCUCCAAACCUUUGCACAGAUAAUGGUUUGUCCAUCUUUUUUUCCCAUGACCUUUGAGUCGGCUUUGACACU